CAGAGGCUCGGUGUCACGGCUUCACUCAACGUAUCAGCCCGGCUCCUUGUUCCUCUGACUUUCCAUUUUUGAAAUCUCUUGAAGCGUCUGAAGCGUGCAGAAGGCGUCAGAAAUGACCUGAAAAAGCGGCAGGUGGACGCGAGUGAAGUUUAUUUCCCCUUCUGCUCAAGCUAAAUCGGUUUAUUGACUGAUAUUUGGAAGUCUAUCCCGGGCUUUGAGCAUCAGAGUGUGCUGACUGGAAAACUACUCAAGGUGUUACCAAUGGAGCCCCGACUGACAGAUAGCCUCAGCGUUGUGUUCAUCUUGAGCAUCCUCCUCUCCACAGGUUCAAGUGAAAGUGAUCGGGACUUGAAAUUUUGUGGCAUCUGGCGCCACGGCAAGAACCUCCUGAGCCUGAGCGUCAACCUCUCCACAGGCUGUGAGGAGAUCUUGAUCUCGGCCAAUACGAGCUCUCUGUCCAUCGACGGGAAGAUCACAGGCGAGUGUCAGCAGUCUGAUGUGAUUCCCCUACACCAGUUUGGACUUGAUUCAGAGGAGGAGAUUAAAUUCUGUCUGCACUGGGAACCACUGCUGGACCAUUUCAGGCUGCAGCUCGGAGAAACUACCCUCAAUCUGUGCAAGCCUUCCAGCCUGCAGCCCCGCUGCUGCACUUAUCUGUCCGACAGCUCCAGUGAACCCGAAGCUCCAUUUGGCAUCAUCAACGGGACGGUCAGAACAGAUUUCAUCACCAACAAAACGCGCAGUGCCUACAAGUUCAAAGGGGAACGCAAGGACUGCAAAGAGUUAUGUGCAGAAGAGAUCAACGGACACACCCAAGCCAGCAUGAUCAAAGAACAUCCCUAUACUCACAGCAUUGAGGUGGAGAUGAAGGAGGAUUUCAGAGGCUCCAAUGUCACAUCACCUGUCACUAUAGGUACAUCUGAAGAGCCCACCAUCACUGUCUAUAUCCCCCCUGCUCUCAAAGAAGCUGCAAAAUGGACGAACAAAGUCAACUGCACAUUCUUCGAAAACAUCUCCCUGUUUCAGGGGGGUCAAAAGAAAAACAUGAUUCUCAGUAGUGUGGUGGAAAUCACCAUGAAGAACGAGGUCAUCGUUGAUCUGUCUGAGCCAAUCAAGAUCGGCUUUCACCAUGAUCCCAUACCUAAAAAGCAUUCACGGAGGUGCGUUUCAUGGGACACCAGGAAAGAUCCGUAUCAGGUCAACUGGUUGGUGGAUGGAUGUGUGACACAACAGAAAGGAGAGGAACACACCGAGUGCUUCUGUAACCACCUGACUUACUUCACUGUACUGGUGCAAAUGGAGCCUCGACCAGUGCGCCACCUCCUGGCGCUGACCGUCAUUACAUCUGUGGGCUGCAUUGUGUCUGCGAUCAGCUGCGUUGCUCUCAUCAUUUUUCUCUACAGGAAGAGACGAUCUCAGGAGCAGUCCAUACCCAUCCACCUGGGCUUAGCUGUGUCUCUCCUUCUCCUCAGUCUGCUUUUCUUCUUCACUGGGAUCCUGGCCAACAUGGGAGUGGAAGGUUUGUGCACCUGGGUGGGGGCAGGCCUCCACUACGCCCUGCUCAGCUCCUUCAGUUGGAUGGGCAUAGAAGUGUUCCACACCUUCUGGUUGGUGUACAUGGUUUUCAGCCCCCUACCCAAAGGCAUAUGGAAACUAUGGAGCCUGGUUGGCUUUGGUCUCCCUGCUGUUCCCGUUAUCAUCCUGGCUGCAGUAGGUAACAUUUACGGACUGAGAGAGGUGGUGCCAAGCGAUGACGUCUCCAACCCUUAUCUAAUGUGCUGGAUGACAGUCACCUACAAGGCCUUGCUCGCUCACUAUUUCACCACCAUGACGAUCCUGGUCAUCCUGGUGUCCUCUGGCAUUGUGAUGCUCUUCCUGGUCUAUAGGAAGAUCCACACCAGGGAUGAAUGGAGGCAGAGCCGUGUGGCUUUUCUCAGUAUCUGGGGCCUCAGCUGCCUCUUUGGAACAACGUGGGGUCUGACCUUCCUGGACUUUGGACCCCUCUCUGACUUCGUUCUCUUCCUCUCCUGCAUCCUCAACUCUUUUCAAGGCUUCCUUCUAAUGCUGCGGUUCUACAUGCUGGAGUGGAUACGGAAACAGGCGGGUGGCUCUGCUCUUGGCAGCAACAGCACCGGGUCUACCAGGCAACAAAUGCUACAGGCUCAGGAGAAGAGUUAAAGGGAAUAAAAAAAAAGGUUUAGUAUAUAAAAAAAGAGGGAAAAGCGGCAGCUGUCAAGUCUUCUCCUCAACCCAAAUGAUAUAAAGAGAACUCAGACUGAGACAUUGUAGAAACCUGAGCACAACUGAAGAGUGAAUUUCAAAGUGACCCCACAAGCAGUGAGGAAACAUCCUACACCUAUCAUUCAUCUGGUGUCCCUUGACAUUAAACAUCACAGGCACACUGAGAGCAAUUCACAGACAUCACCUUAUAUAAUUUCCCAAAGCUUACCUUCAGUCACUUGGAGGUAAGGAUGGUCAGUCAGACGUAGGUACUGGACUCUAGCACCAGCAGCAUUAAUGCCAGUUCACAAGUUAAAUGGGCUUAAAUCAGUCACUCUCAGAUUGUGUUCAUUAGUCAUCUAAUAAGGUGAAGCAAAAUAGCAAAAUUUGUUCAUAUGCAUUUUGGAAAAUAAUCAUUUUUGUUUAAAGCUACUAUACACAACGUCUAGAAAUCAAGCUAGCUCUAGCAUGAAACUCUGCCAACGCAGGAAUCGGGAGCUUGUUGGCCUGUGAUUCAGCUGUAGCAACGUCCUCCGGCAGCUAUUACUAUGGCUGGAAGCCUCAGUGUGAGAGGAGUAGUAGACCCGGAGGGUGGCCACAAAUUGAUUGACAGCCGUGAGCUCCCACCGCUAAUUUUAGCUUUCUCUGACUGUUCAGAAACUUGCUCAAAGACUCUAGACAGGGAAUAUCUCAGCACUUCUCCACCUUAACAUAUGUUCUGGAGCAUAUUUCAACUAAAAAUAUUAGGAAAAAAAGUUGGACAUUAGCUUUAAUUUUAGCUACAUAUGGCUCUCACAGUAACACAGCAAAUGGAUGGAGAUUAGCUAAAUAUAAUUAUAACCUUGCUGGAAGUAUUUUAAUCCACAUGACAGUCUCAAAACAGGUUGUUUCAUUACUUGAUUCUUCUUCUCUGGGGCAGUGGAGAAGAAAUCACUCAGGAAUUAUUAAUACAGACCUGGAGUCUGUAUUUGUAAAAUACCUAGACUGGCUCUAGUAAAAAAAAAAAGGAGAAUUUAUUUGAGAUUUGGGAAUUGAAAUGAUUGCAGGUUACUGUGCUGUGAUUAUAUUGUCUGUAAAGAAAAACUGUAUAUUAUUACUUAUUAUUAUUGAAGCUCUUGUUGACCCUUAGAUAAGCUUUUUAUUUUAUUUUAUUUUUUUUUGUUUUGUUUACGCUUUUGUUUCAUAGCAACGUCUUUUAAAGUAGCACUUUAGAUUUUCAGUCUUUAAUAAAUGUACUUAGAGAACCUCAGUGAAUUGUCUUUUCUAUUGAUCUGAUAAUAGAAGACAUUUCAUAUACACUAUGUAUGUGUAUCUACUGUAGAUUGACUCCAUAUUUUCUCUGGACUGUAUUGAGAUCUUCUGGCAGAGUUUUCAAAAUGGACCAAAUGCAUUUAAAUUGAGUCUUACUUCAAAUUAUUUUUGGCUGGCACAAUGUUUUGUUUUGUUAUUUCAAUUUAAAAUAGGCCGCGAUGGACUUUUUAGAUACUGUGACGUUUGCACUGUUUUAUUUUGUAAAGAGAAAUUUUAUUUCACGUGAAUUAUUGUGUAUAUUUGAGUUUUUCUUUAU
Molecule: messenger RNA, 3787 nt
Organism: Seriola dumerili (greater amberjack)
Lineage: Eukaryota; Metazoa; Chordata; Actinopteri; Carangiformes; Carangidae
Gene: adgrg1
Product: adhesion G-protein coupled receptor G5-like
Exons: 15
Coding region: 262-2178 (638 amino acids)
Biological process (GO): cell surface receptor signaling pathway; adenylate cyclase-activating G protein-coupled receptor signaling pathway
Cellular component (GO): membrane
Molecular function (GO): G protein-coupled receptor activity
Source: RefSeq, a predicted model, not a curated record